AUGUUCUCCCGCGCCUCUUCCCUCACUGUCCUGAGCAGAGGUUGUCGUUACCUUCUCCGUCCCCUACCCGCUCACAGCGCUUCGUUCUCUCUCUCCGCACGUUCCUUCGCCGCUGUCAACGCUGCCAUGGCCGAUACCUCGGGUGUUACUGCAGAGUCGCUCAAGCUCAAGCUGAUUGAGCAACUGCAGGCGCAACAUGUGGAGAUUGAAGACCUGUCAGGCGGCUGCGGCCAAGCUUUCCAAGCCGUGAUCGUUUCCCCGCAGUUUGAGAGCAAGAACAUGCUUGCACGUCACCGUCUCGUUAACUCUGUCCUCAAGGCUGAGAUUGCUGCCAUUCAUGCCUGGACCCCUAAGUGCUACACCCCCGAGCAGUGGCAGGCACGCCAGCAGUAA
This is a messenger RNA of Penicillium malachiteum, 393 nucleotides long. RefSeq lists its product as uncharacterized. The coding region runs from base 1 to 393 and encodes 130 amino acids. The transcript has 2 exons. Gene Ontology annotation, cellular component: cytosol; nucleus. Lineage: Eukaryota; Fungi; Ascomycota; Eurotiomycetes; Eurotiales; Aspergillaceae. The record is from RefSeq and is a predicted model, not a curated record. Gene Ontology annotation, molecular function: 2 iron, 2 sulfur cluster binding. Gene Ontology annotation, biological process: intracellular iron ion homeostasis.